AUGUCCAACCCGGAGAAGCGGAUCUUAUCCCGCCCCUCGGCCCCCCUGUCUGCAGCACCCGGGGAAAAGCCCGGCUCCGGCAGCCGCCCGCUCCACUCCCAUGGCCAGAGCGGUGGAGGUGGAGGCAGCGGCGGGUCUCCUCCUCCUCCCCCCGCUCCUGGAGGCGACUCGCCUGCCUGCAGCUCCCUCUCUCUCCUCCUAACAACCACCACCAGCAGCAGGAGCCGCGCUACAGGCACAGCCUCCUCCGCCGUCUCCGCCAGCAUCGUCUCUAGAGCGGCAGCGGCUCCUUUCCUCGUUCCAAUUCCCUCCUUCUCCUCCGCUUCUCCAUCUUCUUUUUAUUUCUUGCCGCCGCCUCCUCGUUUCCCCUCCUCGUUUUCCUUUAACCUCACAAGUCUCCAAGGGAGGGAAGGAGGAGGAGAGGCAGCGAGAGCGGCAGGAGGAGGAGGUGGAGGAGGAGGAGGAAGAGAUGUUGGCGGAGCAGCAGCAGCAGCUCACUUGAUCGCCCAUCCAGGCGGCAGCGGCAGGAGGAGACUCUUCUGUUCUUCCUCCAUCCAGGGCUUGCUGCUCCGUACCGCAGCCGGCGGCCCCCGGCAGCAGCACUCCCGACUCCUCCUCUCCCCAGCCGCCUCUCGCCCGUGGUCCUGCAAUUCCCUCGGUGCUGCAGCAGCAGCCCGUGGCGACGGGAUCCGAGGAGGCGACGGCCCCGGCGGGAGCAGGACUCCUAGGCGGCAGCAGCGGCAGAGAGGCGCCUUCUUCUCCUCCUCGUCUCCCCUACUCCUAGGGCCAGACAUGGAAGAUGGAUCUAAUUCUGCAAGCUGCUUUAGGAGGUUUACGGACUGUUUCUUGAAUACAAUUCAACGUGGCAGCUGGGUGGAAUCAACAUCCAAGUCAGUAGAAGGCUUAACAGAUGAAAAAGUGAAGGCAUAUCUUUCUCUUCACCCCCAGGUACUGGAUGAGUUUGUGUCAGAAAGUGUAAGUGCAGAAACUGUGGAAAAAUGGCUAAAAAGGAAAAAUAACAGACAAGAAGAUGAAACGGCUCCUAAAGAAGUCAGCAGGUACCAGGAUACGAAUAUGCAAGGCGUAGUGUACGAAUUAAACAGCUACAUAGAGCAGCGCCUGGAUACAGGAGGAGAUAACCAACUGCUUCUGUAUGAGCUGAGCAGCAUCAUUAAAAUAGCUACAAAAGCUGAUGGAUUUGCACUGUAUUUCCUGGGAGAAUGCAAUAAUAGUCUGUGUGUAUUUACACCACCAGGAGCUAAAGAAGGACACCCACGACUCAUUCCUGCAGGGCCCAUUGCACAUGGCACUACAGUAUCUGCUUAUGUAGCCAGAUCCAGAAAAACGUUGUUAGUAGAAGAUAUUCUGGGGGAUGAGCGAUUUCCCAAAGGUACUGGGCUGGAGUCGGGGACCCGUAUCCAGUCUGUUCUGUGUUUGCCAAUUGUCACAGCUAUUGGUGACCUGAUUGGUAUCCUGGAGCUUUACCGUCACUGGGGCAAAGAGGCCUUCCACCACAGUCACCAAGAGGUUGCAACAGCAAAUCUUGCAUGGGCUUCAGUAGCAAUACAUCAAGUACAAGUGUGCCGGGGCCUUGCCAAGCAGACUGAACUGAAUGACUUCUUGCUUGAUGUAUCAAAAACAUAUUUUGAUAAUAUAGUUGCAAUAGAUUCUCUACUUGAACAUAUAAUGAUAUAUGCAAAAAACCUGGUGAAUGCAGAUAGGUGUGCACUCUUCCAGGUUGACCACAAAAAUAAGGAGCUGUAUUCAGAUCUUUUUGAUAUUGGAGAAGAAAAUGAUGGAAAACCUGUCUUCAAGAAGACCAAAGAAAUAAGAUUUUCUAUAGAAAAAGGAAUAGCUGGUCAAGUGGCAAGAACAGGAGAAGUCCUUAACAUCCCUGAUGCCUAUGCAGACCCACGCUUUAACAGAGAAGUAGACCUCUACACAGGCUACACAACCAGAAACAUCCUGUGCAUGCCUAUUGUGAGCAGAGGAAGUGUAAUAGGUGUUGUGCAGAUGGUGAACAAAAUAAGUGGAAGUGCCUUCUCUAAAACUGAUGAGAACAACUUUAAAAUGUUUGCAGUCUUUUGUGCUCUAGCCUUACACUGUGCUAAUAUGUACCACAGAAUUCGUCAUUCAGAGUGUAUUUACCGUGUAACGAUGGAAAAGCUAUCCUACCAUAGUGUUUGUACAGCAGAAGAGUGGCAAAACCUCAUGCACUGUACACUGCCUCCACAUAUUUAUAAAGAAAUUGAGCUAUACCAUUUUGAUAUCAGUCCAUAUGAAGAUGUUUGGCCUGCUAUUUUUGUCUACAUGGUUCACCAGUCCUGUGGGACAGCCUGCUUUGAACUUGAAAAGCUGUGCCGAUUUACUAUGUCUGUAAAGAAGAAUUAUCGCCGCGUGCCCUACCACAACUGGAAGCAUGCAGUUACCGUCGCACAUUGCAUGUAUGCCAUACUGCAGAACAACCAGGGGCUUUUCACUGAUCUAGAGCGAAAGGGUCUUUUAGUUGCAUGCCUGUGUCAUGACCUGGAUCACAGAGGUUACAGCAACAGCUAUCUUCAGAAAUUUGAUCACCCCUUAGCUGCUCUCUAUUCCACAUCAACGAUGGAACAGCACCACUUCUCUCAGACUGUAUCCAUCCUGCAGCUGGAAGGGCACAAUGUCUUCUCCAAUCUGAGCUCCAGCGAAUAUGAGCAAGUACUUGAGAUCAUCCGGAAAGCCAUCAUUGCCACAGACCUUGCCCUGUAUUUUGGAAACAGAAAACAACUUGAAGAGCUGCAUCAGACAGGAGCAUUAAACCUUAAGAACCAAACACACAGAGAUAGAGUGAUUGGCCUGAUGAUGACAGCUUGUGAUCUGUGUUCUGUAACAAAGUUGUGGCCAGUUACCAGACUGACAGCCAACGAUAUAUAUGCAGAGUUCUGGGCUGAGGGUGAUGAAAUGAAGAAAACAGGUAUUCAGCCUAUUCCUAUGAUGGACAGAGAUAAGAAAGAUGAAGUCCCUCAGGGUCAGAUUGGGUUCUACAAUGCUGUAGCCAUCCCCUGUUACACCACCCUUGCACAGAUCUUUCCUCCAACUGGGCCACUACUCCGAGCAUGCAGGGACAAUCUCAAUCAAUGGGAGAAGGUAACGAGAGGUGAGGAAGCCUCUAUAUGGAUUUCUUCUCAAUCCCUUGCUCCUGGGACCUCAGAUUCUCUUCCUGUGAAGAUUGAUGACUGA
This is a messenger RNA of Cinclus cinclus, 3219 nucleotides long. It is a transcript of the gene PDE10A, whose product is annotated as phosphodiesterase 10A. The transcript is spliced from 24 exons. Lineage: Eukaryota; Metazoa; Chordata; Aves; Passeriformes; Cinclidae. The coding region runs from base 1 to 3219 and encodes 1072 amino acids. The record is from RefSeq and is a predicted model, not a curated record. Gene Ontology annotation, biological process: signal transduction; negative regulation of receptor guanylyl cyclase signaling pathway. Gene Ontology annotation, molecular function: 3',5'-cGMP-stimulated cyclic-nucleotide phosphodiesterase activity; protein binding.